Messenger RNA from Lampris incognitus (smalleye Pacific opah), 906 nucleotides. RefSeq names its product myeloid-associated differentiation marker-like protein 2. Bases 1 to 906 code for a protein of 301 amino acids. Lineage: Eukaryota; Metazoa; Chordata; Actinopteri; Lampriformes; Lampridae. The record is from RefSeq and is a predicted model, not a curated record. Gene Ontology annotation, cellular component: membrane. The transcript has a single exon.
AUGGGAUUCCAGGGCAUAAUAGACAAUGUUAAGGGGACCCUUUCUGAGGCCGUUUUCACCCCGUCAAUUUUGAUGUCUGGCCGCGGUGGGCUGCACAUGACUCAGGUGAUCCUGUGUCUUGUCACCUUCGUCCUGGCGGCCUUCCGGGGCGAGAGCAACCAUACCUACUGGGUCUAUGGCAUGUUCUGCUGGGCAUUCUGCCCCAUCAUGACCUUCCUCAUCACGCUCAUCGAGAUGUUCAAACUCAAUAUCCCGCUCAAUUUAUUUUGCAUGAACUGGGACGACUUCACCACGGGCAUGGCCAUGUCCUCCGCCCUCAUGACCCUGUCCGUCGCCGUCACCUACGCCAACUUCUACGCCUGCUCCAAAUGUUUCUUCGCCUGGGUGGUCAGCGCGUUCGCCAUCCUGUGUGGUGUGGUCUACGUCAUAGAGGUGGUGAAGGACAAAAUCCUUGACGGGAAAAAAGGGGUAUACCUAGCCGCACUGCCUGGUUUCUGGAAGGUCACGGAGGCCUUCGUGAGCUGCAUCAUUUUCAUUUCCCUCUCCGGCUACCACGGGAAACCCAUGCUGAUCAUGUGCGUGGUGGCGUACAUCAUCCCUUUCCCUAUCAUCCCCCUCAUCAUAGCCACCAACAUUCUCAAGAAACUCAAGAAAUGUUUGCCGUUCAACCUGGACAGGUUUGUGUUUAUAUUCCUGGUUGUCUCUGUCGUGCUUUACACUUUUGCUGCGAUCGUGUGGCCCAUUUUUACCUUCAGGAACAACCCCCGUCCCAGCGAGUGCCCUGGUAGCUACUGUGUCUGGGCCAUUGAGUUCAUGGUUGCAUUCAUGACCUACGUUAACCUCAUCCUCUUCGCCAUUGAUCUUGUUUUCACCUUGCUCGGUAUAUGUGGUUUCAAAAGCACAUGA